AAGCUCCUUAUCUGGCUCACAGGCUUGAGUUGCCAACACCACAUGGAUUUUUUUUUUUCUGCAUUAAAAUAUCGCUCCUGGGCUAAUGCUGGGAAAGGGGGAAAUUUGAGAGUGCCCACUUCCUGUUUGUGUGAGUGUAUGGGAGGCUGCGCCGAAGUGGACUCAAAGACGGAGGCCGUGCGGGGCGAGGCUUUCGUGUUGGGCUGCAUUUCCUGUAAGAGACGAGAGGAAGUAUCAGCCAUCACCACCCUGGACUGGCACUUCAAACCUCAAGGAGAGGAAAACUACACACACAUCUUUCACUAUGAGCACCCCACUGCUGAAGUUUUGGACGAGGCCUUCAUGGGUCGUCUGGACUGGCUGGGUACUCUUGGCGAGGACGUCCAGGCGGGCACUGUCGCCAUGCACAACAUUAGCUAUGACGACGCCGGCACAUACCGCUGCACCUUUACCCGAACCCUCCUCCUGGCAGGCUUCCGGCAACAUGUCACUGUCGAAAAAGAGGUGGAGCUCAGUGUGGUGGACGUUGGUGAGAAUCAGUUAUUCGUUUUACUGAUUUUUACGUUCACAAGACGUCUGAAGUUAAAAUUUGUGGAGGAGAAACGAGUUUUAAGGUAAAGACAAAACCUUGUAGUAUAAAUAACCUUCAUGUGAAAGACAGUUGGAAGUUUAGUAUUCUUUAGAUAUAUAUGAACUGCAAAUUUCUUAGGCUUCUGAGAAUGGAGAAAAUAAUGUUUACACACAAAAAAUGACACGAGUGCAGCCAUUUUCUGCUCUCCAUCACUGAGUGCUUUUAAACGAAGCUAAAAGCUAAUAAUAGCUAAGCAUAAGGUGACAGUCAUAGACAGAGAGGAGAGAAGAGAGGAGCUGCCUGUAAUUUUUUAUUUGUGUCACUCUAAACAGCUGUCUGGAUAUUGUUAUCAGAAAUUGUUCAGAUUUUAAUGAGAUUUAGAUUUAAUACAAUACUAAUACUAUAUAAUGAAAUACAGUGAUCCCGCGUUUUAUGCAAUUAAUGGGGACCAGAACCCGCCGCAAUAAGUGAAAAACCGCGAAGUAGCGCUCCCUGCCUACAAUUAAAAAAAAAUUUUUUUUGUGUGUUCAAUGUAUUUAUUCAGAUUUUGCAUUGGAAAGAGAUACAUAUAAGACAUGUUUUUUCACAU
This is a messenger RNA of Corythoichthys intestinalis (scribbled pipefish), 1160 nucleotides long. Its product is annotated as sodium channel subunit beta-1-like. Gene Ontology annotation, biological process: regulation of heart rate by cardiac conduction; cardiac muscle cell action potential involved in contraction; regulation of sodium ion transmembrane transporter activity. Gene Ontology annotation, cellular component: voltage-gated sodium channel complex. The record is from RefSeq and is a predicted model, not a curated record. Lineage: Eukaryota; Metazoa; Chordata; Actinopteri; Syngnathiformes; Syngnathidae. Bases 43 to 618 code for a protein of 191 amino acids. The transcript is spliced from 3 exons. Gene Ontology annotation, molecular function: sodium channel inhibitor activity; transmembrane transporter binding.